AUGUUUUUUCUGAAUGGAUGGAGCUUGCUAAUGAACAGUGUGGAUAGGCUUUGUGUUGUAGCAUCCCCAUUGUAUUAUUAUACUCACAGUAAACGAAUAGCUUACUCAUUAAUUGUCGCACAAUACGCAAUUACUAUAUUUGCGGUAACUUUUACCGCCAUGGCCAGUUUAAUUGAACCGAUUCGAUAUAUAUCUCAUUUCUGUUUACUGCAGAACGUUUAUAGCUCUUAUUUUUACGUUACUCUAACAUUAACGAAUUCCAUUACAUCAUUAUUUAGUAUUAUUCUGAUGGUUAUUGUUGUUUUCAUGCUGAAAAGGAAAUUUGGUGCUCAGUUCCUUUCACAUAAUUCACAUAACCGCGACUUGACACGUUUUCUCGAGAAUCAAAAGCGAUACACCCAUACAGCACUGAUCUCCUGCUGUUUUACAUUUUUUCUCGUUGUGGUGCCAUCAACAUUGAAGUGCAUUUUUGUGAUGGAUCGCAUUAAAAGGAUACCUUUGGUUGUGAUGCUUUGCAUAUAUUUGCCUCUCUUGAAUUCCUUCAAUAUGGUAAUGUUAUUCAUGUAUCGGCAAAAGGAUUUUCGGGAUGCCGCAAUUCAUGGUUUCAAAUGGCUAUUGUGUCGAAAGCAGCAUCACAUCCAACCAGCUACCCCUGUUAGAUUUGGAGAAUGA
Molecule: messenger RNA, 672 nt
Organism: Loa loa (African eye worm)
Lineage: Eukaryota; Metazoa; Nematoda; Chromadorea; Rhabditida; Onchocercidae
Exons: 4
Coding region: 1-672 (223 amino acids)
Cellular component (GO): membrane
Source: RefSeq, a predicted model, not a curated record